This is a messenger RNA of Danio aesculapii, 3442 nucleotides long. RefSeq names its product TUB like protein 3 (gene tulp3). The coding region runs from base 111 to 1541 and encodes 476 amino acids. Lineage: Eukaryota; Metazoa; Chordata; Actinopteri; Cypriniformes; Danionidae. Gene Ontology annotation, biological process: protein localization to cilium. Gene Ontology annotation, cellular component: cilium. The transcript has 12 exons. The record is from RefSeq and is a predicted model, not a curated record.
CCAUGACCUGGCAUGUGCGCUUGCGCGUGCUCGUCACGGUGGCUGCGGGUUUUGCGCACAGGGACGCUACGCUGCAGCUGCGGAGGGAUCCAUAGCAACGGCGGAUAAACAUGAGUUACUACAGCAGACCCUCCAGUUCUUCCAGCUUCGCGUCCACCGUCAUGACCAGCACACUGGAGGACGACAGCCUGAACCUCAGACAGCAGAAACUGGAGAAACAGAGGGCUCUGCUGGAGCAGAAGCAGCGGCGGAAGCGUCAGGAGCUGCUGAUGGUUCAACCAAACCCUGAGGGCCGACCGAGACGCUCUCGGCCCCGACGCAGCGAAGAACAGGCCCCGCUUGUGGAGACCAACAUCAGCACUGCCAGUGACAUCAUACUCGACGGCAUUGAUGGACCUGCGGCACUGCUGGGUUCAGAAGCUCCUGAUCUGGGCAGUAAGAUCCAGGUUUUGUCGGUCAGUCAAACACAGCAGCAGCCGUCGCCACCUGCCGCAGAAGAGCCAGAGACUGACGCUGACACAGACACACUGCUGGAGCCCAAAACUGACAUACACACACUGCUGCAGAGACGCGGUCUGUCUGGCAGCAUGAACUAUGAUGAAGCCAGUGAGGAUGAAGAUGUUGAUGUUGAAGAUGAAGAGCGAAGCCGGUCUCUGUCCCCGAACACUGAGAGCACGCGGCCGGCGUCUGCAUCCAGCUCUAAAUCCACCACAGAGUGCAUCCCGGUGGGCUCUCCAUCAGCCGAGGGCUCCUCCAUAGAGGUGGACAAUCUGGAGGAGUUUGUUCUCCGUCCGGCUCCACAGGGAGUCACAGUGAAAUGCCGGAUCUCUCGGGAUAAGAAAGGCAUGGACCGCGGCCUUUACCCCACAUACUUUAUGCAUCUGGAGAGAGAAGACGGCAAGAAGGUGUUUCUACUGGCUGGACGCAAGAGGAAAAAGAGCAAAACAUCCAACUAUCUGAUCUCUGUAGACGCCACAGAUCUGUCCCGCGAGGGCGAGAGCUUCAUCGGGAAACUCAGGUCUAAUCUGAUGGGCACCAAGUUUACAGUGUAUGAUAACGGCACCAACCCGUCUAAAAACCCUGGAGCGCUGCUGGAGGAGACAAACACACGACAGGAGCUUGCCGCCAUAUGCUAUGAGACUAAUGUUCUGGGUUUUAAAGGGCCGCGGAAGAUGACUGUGAUCAUUCCUGGCAUGAACAUGAGUUUUGAGCGGGUCCCGGUUCGGCCUGCCUGUGAGCAGGAGUCUCUACUGAGUAAAUGGCAGAAUCAUUCGCUGGAGAACCUCAUCGAGCUGCAUAAUAAAGCGCCGGUGUGGAACGACGACACACAGUCUUACGUGCUGAACUUCCACGGCAGAGUUACACAGGCCUCUGUCAAGAACUUCCAGAUCGUCCAUGACAAUGACCCGGACUACAUUGUGAUGCAGUUUGGCCGUGUAGCGGAGGACAUCUUCACUCUGGACUAUAACUACCCCAUGUGUGCCCUGCAGGCCUUCGCCAUCGGCUUGUCCAGCUUCGACAGCAAACUAGCCUGCGAGUGACCCUGAGACACACACAUGGAUACAUACACACCACACAUGUUGGUAUAAUGCACUACAAAAGGCUUUUCUUACUUAGAUAUUUUUUUCUAGUCCAAAUAUCUGACAAUUCUUUAAUCAAGAAGCAUUUUCUAGACAAGCAAAGCAUAGUCUUGUUUUCAGAAAUAAUAUGAUAAAUAAUCGUGUUAUUCCUUUUGAAAUAGGUUUUUUUUUAGCUAAACCCAUUGGUAGAUUAUUUAGCUUGUUUUAAGGAAAAAUCUAUUAAUUUUGACAUAUUAUUUUUUAAAACAAGACUGUGUGUUUUACUUGUCUAGAAAAUGCUUCUUGAUUUUGGAAUUUUUAGAUAUCUGGACUAAAACAAGACAAUAAAUGUAAGUAAGACAAGUAUUAUUUGCAGUGUGGUGGUUAACAAGGACACUUCGUAGGUGUAUUGUAUUUUAUACAGUAAAAAAAUGCUUAUUAUAUAGCUCUACCCCUAAACCACAAGUGUCAAACUCAAUUUCUGGUAGAUUGCAGCUCUGUAGAGUUUAGUUCCAACCCGAAUUAAAAAACAUUUCAGCCUUUUUGAAACCUACAGGUAAGUGUGUUGGAACAGGUUUGGAACUAAACUACAGAGCUGCGGCCCUCCAGGAACUGAGUUUGACACCCCUGCCCUAAACCCAACCCUCAGAGAAAACCUGUGACAAUAUUUGAAUGUGAAAAGACCCCGUCAAGUAUCAUUUAAAGCAUAUUGAAUUACAAGGACACAAGGCACGUCUUUGUAAACAAAAUAAUAAGAGUACAACUAAGGUUUACCAAUGUUGAUAUACAAAUUUCUGUCCUUGUAAACCACCAAACCAGUACACACACAAUCGAGCCUCUCAUGCUCAGGUCACCUCAUCUGUCCUACAAUUCACACCUGAGCAAGAGGACUUGUGCUCCAUCAUGACAAAUUAGACAACAGAGACCAAAUUAACUAUUUUACAAAGCAAAUGCAUCAUCUAAUCUUUUACUACCUGGAAUAACUGACAAGAUCCUCUUUUUUUCUGAAAAGAGAAGCUGGAUUUAUGCUUUAACGGACCAAUAGAAAAGAAACAGAGGGUUAUUCUUACACUGACAGAUUAUAUUUAGGAUACUUAUGAUAUUUUCUGUGUCGUUCUGAUGGAUUUGAAGAGUAUGUGGUUAGGGAGAGUGUUCAGAUCAUUUCACCACUUAAAAAAGAAAUUAUAUUUUGCAUGAAGAAAAUUAAUUAAUUACAAGCAAAAACAAAAUCAUAUAAUAAAAAUAAUUUCAUGAAUUGCACUACUUUGUAACAGAUGCAUUAGAGAAAAUUGGAUUUUUGAGGUUUGCUUAAUUUUCUUUGUGUACAAUAUAAUUCAUUUAUUUUCCCUCUUUUGAUAUCGAGGUGAUGUGCUCUAAAUGUAUUUUCAUAAGAUUUAGAUUUUAAAUUCAGAUGAUGUUGAUGUAUUUUUGAUGGUUUUAACACUUUCUGUUUUUAACUCCAUAUCUGCUCACCAAAAAUCCCUGAGAAAAUACUUUGCAUGCUAAUCGAUGAAGAGGAACGCUGGAUUCUUCUCUCUUGUGCCCUCGUGUUAACCUUUCAAAACGGACGCACACCGCUGCUGCAUGGAUUGUGAACGUUGCCUUAAUAUGUUGCUGUACUGUAAAUAGUGUCUGAGUCUCAGAAGAGUGUUUACAUCAUGGAAAAGGGAAGUUUAAGCACAUUUGUUCCUGUUCAGUGUGUAUUCCUAUUGAUAUGAUUGAUAUGUGUGUUGAUGUUCAUCAUAUGUUUUGUGUCUGUCAGCCAAGAGUGUACUGAUAUAUAUAUAUAUAAAAAGUAAAACAUUUGUUUUCAUUUUAAAUCAAUAACCUGUUUGCACAAACUGUAUUUUUGAUGAAGCUGUUGAUAGAAAUACAGUUAUUAA